AUGUCUCGUCGCAUCUUUCUUACCGGAGGCAAUGGCUUCGUGGGAUCUCACACCCUCGCUCAACUCCUUGAAAAAGGAUAUAGCGUUUGUUGUGCUGUCAGAACGCAAGCCAAGGGCGACAAGAUCCUCGCGGACUUCACCGAGCAGAAGUCUCGAAUUGAUAUCGCUAUCGUUCCGGACAUCGUCACACCAGACACCUACGAUUCCGCUCUGAAGAGCCAACCCCCUUUUGACGGAGUAAUUCAUGUCGCAUCCCCAUUCACAUACGGUAUCGAAGGAAGCAAUCUCCAAUUCCUAGAGCCGGCCAUUAAGGGGACGUUAAACCUUCUCAAAUCCGUCAAGGAGAACGCUCCUAAUGUGAAGCGGGUCGUUCUAAUCGGCAGCUCCGCCAGCGUGGUCGACUAUGAAAAUCUAACUUCAGACCCGCCCAAAUUCUUCACGGAGAAAGACUGGAACCCGGUCACAUGGGAAGAAGCCUUAGAAGGCGAUCAGUCCAAAGCGUACAGAGGAAGCAAGAAAUUCGCCGAACUAGAAGCUUGGGACUUUAUAAAGAAGGAAAAGCCGCAUUUUGAUCUUGUAGUUCUCUGCCCCCCUGCGAUAUUUGGUCCCUCGAGACAUUCUAUCUCAAGCAUCAAGGAGUUGAACGAAUCGAAUAGCCGAUUGUGGAAGUUUACUUUUGGCGCGACCAAAGAUAGCCCGGUCGCAUACAUGCCCGUGCAUACCUACAUCGAUGUCCGAGACUUAGCUACCGCCCAGGUACAAGCUCUAAACAUUCCAGAAGCCGGAAAUGAACGUUUCGCAAUAUCCACCCGACAGUUUGAUUUCCAGAAGAUUUCCGACAUCCUCAGGUCGCAUUUCCCGGAGCUCAGUGAGCGCGUGCCACUUGGUAAACCCGGCACUAGCUCCCUGCCUCCAGGUGCAUACAACGUUGAUAAUUCUAAGGUCAAGAACUUGUUGGGAAUAGAGUUCCGACCGUUCGAGGAAACGAUAUUGGAUACUGCGAGAUUUUUCUUGGAGAUUGAGCGGAAUGAGCAGAAAGCUUGA
Hypoxylon trugodes is the source of this 1044-nucleotide messenger RNA. RefSeq names its product flavonol reductase. The transcript has 3 exons. The coding region runs from base 1 to 1044 and encodes 347 amino acids. The record is from RefSeq and is a predicted model, not a curated record. Gene Ontology annotation, molecular function: oxidoreductase activity, acting on the CH-OH group of donors, NAD or NADP as acceptor. NCBI's taxonomy places the organism in Eukaryota, Fungi, Ascomycota, Sordariomycetes, Xylariales, Hypoxylaceae.